AUGGCACUAACGGUAUUCCUCCUGGAUAAUCAUACCACAAGUGUUUUCUUGCCUGGUUCAAGUCCUGUGUUGUAUUUCAAGUUACAAAAUGGUUUGGCAAGUAACAUAAGAUUAUACCUACUCCAGUCUAACGUCACACUACUUGAAGUUGAUCAAAAAAACAACGUGACGUACCAUGAUAAUGACGUUACGUUCAACGGAAAUGUUCAUCAAAACAACUUCUCCGCAAAAAUUCUAAACUUACAAAGACAAAGAAACGGGACUUAUGUCUGUGAAUACACCAUUGAUGAUGGCACCACUAUGCGAGACGGCAGGACUGUUGUCGUUCUAAGAAAACCAAAGGCGCCGGAAAUCAGAAAUACCACGUGGGAAGUUUUUGGAAAUGGAAUAUCAGGCACUCUAACUUGUGAGGGUACUUCUGAUUUCGCCGGUCCACUUUUCUAUAAACCUGCUGUAGCAGCCAAUUUAAUGACUGAAUGGAUCAUCCCAUCCGAAAACGAUUGGCCAGGGAGAAACGUUGGUUACUUUGUAUCGAUCAAUGGAUCCUCAGCUAACAUAUCAAUUUUUGAUUGUACGGAAACGAAUUUGUUGCCGAUAUAUUGCAAAGUGUCAGAAAAGUCGCUUGUUUCGGACAAAAGCUUUGGGUUUUUCCCUAACAUUAUGUGUUCGAAAUUAUGGUCGGCUGAUGAGCAUGACGAACAUCGUGAUAAAACUAUAAAAAUAGUUCUUGUAGUAUUGUUGGUCGUAUUUGGUAUUGCUGGUAAUGAACAAUGGUUAAUGAACCAGAACAAUGGUUUUAUUAACCAGAACAAUGGGUUAAGGAAACCAGAACAAUGGGUUUAUUGA
This is a messenger RNA of Ruditapes philippinarum (Manila clam), 846 nucleotides long. RefSeq lists its product as uncharacterized. The coding region runs from base 1 to 846 and encodes 281 amino acids. The transcript is spliced from 5 exons. Lineage: Eukaryota; Metazoa; Mollusca; Bivalvia; Venerida; Veneridae. The record is from RefSeq and is a predicted model, not a curated record.